Messenger RNA from Pimephales promelas (fathead minnow), 2370 nucleotides. The record is from RefSeq and is a predicted model, not a curated record. NCBI's taxonomy places the organism in Eukaryota, Metazoa, Chordata, Actinopteri, Cypriniformes, Leuciscidae.
GAGAGACGAUAGCCUGAGGAACGAGUCUUAAACAUGCUGAAGCUCGACUCCAAGACCGACACCAGGAUCCUUCUGGACGCCAUCUCCAACGACAAGAUCCACCUGGCCAGGUUCAUCCUAGACGCUCUGGACGGGAAGAUCAUCGACUCCGAGACGGACGGAGCGCAGACGCCGCUGGUUUCCGCCGUGUUCCUGCAGGAUUCGGAGGCGAGGAGCAGGUUCAUGAAUCUCCUCUUGCAGAGAGGAGCGAGUGUGAACCGGCCGGACGAGAGCGGGCGUACGCCGCUGAGCUACGCCUGCGAGAUGGGAUUCCUGGAUGCGGUCAAGAUCCUGGUGGAGAACGGAGCCGAUCCCGAGGCGGCGGACUCCUGGGGGAAUACGCCGCUCAUGUACGCCGUCGUGGCCCGCCGUCCCGCCGUCGUGGAGUUCCUGGUGCGCGCUUUUAAGAGACUGGGACUACAGAUCGACCGGCAAAACAAGGUGGGAAAUUCUGCGGUGGAGGUGGCGAAGCAUCUCGGACACACGGAGUGUUUACAGGCGCUCCGGAGUCUCUCCAGGAGGAUUCAUGACGACGCGCUGGCUGAGAGGCUUUCCACCGUGAGCAUCGAUGAAGAUGAGAAGCCCAGCGAGAGAAAAGCUCCACCUGAAGACGGGACUCGCCUUCACGGCGGUUUGACCCGGAAAAAAUCCCUUGGUUUGCGGAACCGAAUCCAGUCGAUGGACUCUAUUGAGGAAUAUGAGAGGGAAAGUGAUGCGUUCUCAUCUCAAGGCCUCGUGUUCUCAUCAAAACCUCCACAUAAACACGCGGAUGAUCUGCGUAACAGCUCGAACCAUCUCUUGCCUGGCCUGUUUUACUCGCCGAGACCCUUCAAAACGCCAUGGAGAAGCUUCACUCCUGAUUCUCCUCCGUCGGGACCUCUUGGCAUUUUAUUAACUCCUUUCGGCUCCAAAAGCGCCAAAGAAGAGCUGGCGAAAGCCAAGAAACAUCUGCCCGUCCGGAGGUUUGAUGACCGUUAUUAUCAGAAGAGGUGCAGUUUACCGACGAGCGCUCUGGCAGCGGCGGCGGCCCCGGAGCGCAGCAAGAGCAAAUCCCAGCGGAAAUCCCCCGGGAACAGAUCCGUGAGCGCUCUCGGCGGCCGGCUGUUGAGGAGGUUCACGUUCCCGGAGCUCAAGCGGAGCGGCGGAGAGGCUUGUGGAUCUUCGGAUCCGCCCGGACACUCUAUCCCGAGGUCAGAGACGUUUCCCCUGGGAAAGAGCCAUCCUCAAGUGGGAAGCAAGCCAAGCAUCGACAGCAUUAGUGCAGUCAAGUGUGAGUUUGACUUUCAGUGUAAAGCUGCUCCUAAUUGCGUUUCCCUGCGCAAACCCGCCGAAGGACUGAACCGUGCGCGAGCAGCAGUGAAGCCCACGGCUGAUGAUGAUGAUGAUGAUGAUCGCGGGACGCGGGCUCGUGCCGCGCUGCAGUGCGGGGUCCGCGGAGUGUCCGAGCGCACGAGAUCUUCUCUUCAUGAUGGAGUUUCUCUGCGCUGCACUUCUGCUGCUCGGGAAACUGAGGAAAUCUGCGUUCAGUUGGAGUUUCUCCAGUGUGUUAGAUUAGACUUUAGUGUCCAGAAGAGAAUGUGUGUGUUUCUUGUUUCACUGCAGAGAAACUGUGUGUCUCAAACCCGCUGGACGAAACAAAGAGCAGCUCCGGACACAAUAGAACACAAUAGAAAUAGAGUAGAACAGGCGACACUCAUUAACUGCUCUCUGUCAGCGCUCAGUGUUUCUGCGGAGCAGGAGGUGGAGAAUCUCUCCGGGCUGUCAGCGAAUCCCGACCGGGAGAUUUUUGUGGUCCGGGAAAAUGAAACGACCUGCUUGAUGGCGGAGUUUGCGGUGAAAUUCCUGAUUCCAUACGAUGUUCUGGCGCUGAACGGAAUCGAUCUGAUAACGGAGCAGGCAUCCGUGUCAAUCCCGCGUGGAGCUCAGAUUGCUGGGAAAUGCGGGAACACCGAGUCGGAGCUCCACAUCUCAUGGAUCAAUCACGCCUUCACCUUCCGAAUCUUCUUCUCAAAGGAGAAACAUACGAUGGGCAGCGAUGGAAAAGCCAAGGAAACUGACGUGUGGAAGAUGAACAAGGUCCAGCUGGUUUAUGACACGUCAGAGAAGACACACUUCAUCAACGCUUAUAAUCCGGGGAAGCACACGGCCAGCACACACCUCCUCUCCGCGCUGGUCACCCCCGCUGGACGCUCGUACGUGUGUUCGGCUCAGCAGACGCUCACCAUGAUCUCCAGUGACCAUCAGAAGGGCGUCAGCGUCUUCAUGUACGACACACAGAUCCAGCCCUUCGACAUCGCCAGCGACUUCGUCUUCAGUGAACUUUACAUCUAA